CUGAAAACCCUAGAUUCAGGAAUCAAUAUACUUUGUUCCCUGAGCUCCCUUCUUUUCUGCCUCUCUUCUCGCGUGGCUUCUGCUUUCUUUCAAAUCUUACCAGGUAAGGGCUAAAGGCAGAGAGAGUGAAAAUGGUUGAUAAAACUAGGGGAAGAAAGGAAGAGGUGGUGACCAGAGAGUACACCAUCAACCUUCACAAGCGCCUUCAUGGCUGCACAUUCAAGAAGAAAGCUCCCAAGGCUAUAAAGGAGAUCAGGAAGUUUGCACAAAAAGCCAUGGGGACCAAGGAUGUGAGAGUUGAUGUCAAGCUGAACAAGCACAUCUGGAGCAGAGGGAUCCGAAGUGUCCCAAGAAGGAUUAGGGUUCGCAUUGCUCGCAGGAGAAAUGAUGAUGAAGAUGCAAAGGAGGAGCUCUACUCUCUAGUAACUGUUGCUGAAAUCCCCGCUGAAGGACUAAAGGGUUUGGGCACCAAGGUCAUUGAUGAUGAUGAGUAGUAUUUUCUUGAUCUCUAGUUUAUGAGAACUUCCAUUUUGUUCACCAGUUUUGGCUAGUGUUACAAUUGUGACUUGUGAGACAUACUAUUUUCCUCGUAUAUUUGGUUUGGACUUUUAAGCAUGGUGCUUUUUAGUUUUAUAAAAAGAUUCAAACGAUGAA
Durio zibethinus is the source of this 654-nucleotide messenger RNA. RefSeq names its product large ribosomal subunit protein eL31. NCBI's taxonomy places the organism in Eukaryota, Viridiplantae, Streptophyta, Magnoliopsida, Malvales, Malvaceae. Gene Ontology annotation, cellular component: cytosolic large ribosomal subunit; ribosome. Gene Ontology annotation, biological process: cytoplasmic translation. The record is from RefSeq and is a predicted model, not a curated record. Gene Ontology annotation, molecular function: structural constituent of ribosome.